AUGCCGACGGACAUGGCACUGCCCCUCUUCCUGUCACAGGCGGACUUUGCCUACCGCAGAAGCCCCCAAGACCGGAGCCCCGCCUCCAGCUGCCGUGAGCUCACUUCCAAGAAGACCAAGAAGCAUGUGACUUUCGCGGACCAUCGAGGCCUGCCCCUCACUCGGGUCAAGGUCUUCUCCCAGUUCAAGGACGCCAUCCGCAUUCCCUCCAGCGUCCGCCUCGUGCCAUCCAACCGGGACGAUGACGACGACGAGCUGGUCCUGGAUUUUACCCAGCCGGCGUCCGACUACGUUCUGUUCCGCCAGAAUCUGGACAGGAAGUGCGUGUGCCUGGAGAACUGCGUUCUGAAGGAGCGGACCCUGGCGGGGACGGUAAAGGUCAAGAACUUGUCCUUCGAGAAGCGCGUGCGGCUGCGUGUCACCUUCGACUCUUGGGAGAGCCACUCGGACGUGGAGUGCGCCUACGUCAAGGACUCGUACCCGAGCGCGUACAGCGACACAUUCUGCUUCAGCCUGGCUCUGCCCCGACUACUGUCCCCCCACCGCCACGUGGAGUUCGCCAUCUGCUACCAGGUGGCCGGCGCGGAGUACUGGGACAGCAACCACGGGCACAACUACCGCAUCCUCUGGUCCAAGGACAAGCGGCGCCGGGACGGCGAUAGCCAGUUCGACUUGGGCGUUCACUUGGACGCCUUCGGCAGCCUCACCUGCGGACACGGAAUCCUCCCGGAGUGGCCCAGCUAUGCCAGAUAUGAGAAUGUGGGACCUUACUACUGAAGGGGGCUGCAACCUGAGCAAAUGGGCAGAGGUCACCGACAUGUUUUUCGACAUGAAGAACAAACACGGAUGAAUUGAAAUCCAAAACGCUGCUAGGUGAUGUCAUCACGUGACAUUUGUGUGGUCUUUUAAAUAAAAGAUGUUGGAUGUUUUAAGUGAACGAAAAGCUUUUUUGAUAAUAAAGACGAGCUCUUUUAAAUGUGUUGGAAGUCCACCGGAUUGACCACGGUUAUAUUUUCCUUAUUGUUUUUACUUGUUGCAAAUAAAACUUUUGAAGUUAUUGCUUCUGAA
Hippocampus zosterae (dwarf seahorse) is the source of this 1068-nucleotide messenger RNA. RefSeq names its product protein phosphatase 1, regulatory subunit 3B (gene ppp1r3b). The transcript has a single exon. Gene Ontology annotation, molecular function: glycogen binding; protein phosphatase 1 binding. Gene Ontology annotation, cellular component: protein phosphatase type 1 complex. Bases 1 to 777 code for a protein of 258 amino acids. Gene Ontology annotation, biological process: regulation of glycogen biosynthetic process. Lineage: Eukaryota; Metazoa; Chordata; Actinopteri; Syngnathiformes; Syngnathidae. The record is from RefSeq and is a predicted model, not a curated record.